UCGGACCACUCUUCAAUUGCCAUCAUCCAUCAUAGCAUCAAUACAUCUCUUACGACCCACCAUCACAUCGGGUCAAAUUCUCCUAGCAGCUUAGUUUACGGUCAAAUCUUAGGUCCUGCGCUCGUCGUGGCUUGAAUGGCGCCAUUAUAUCAAGCUAUCAAUGUCCAAUUUCAAGAGGAUGUGCCAGGGUCACAUGCUGUCUACCGUGCGGUCGCUGACCCAGAAUGGACAGUAGCUGCGGUACCCAACGGCGGCUAUCUCCUAGCGAACAUCAUCGACGCAUGCAUGCAGUUCCAAACUUCAGCAAAGUCCCAUCCAGAUCCCAUACAUGUCACGGCCCACUUCCUACAUAGCACAGCAGCCGCUGCCUUUUAUGUACACGUGCGAUUUCAGAAACGAGGAAAAGGAUUCACGAACCUCGUGGCAGAGCUCAUACAGAAUGGCAAAACUACUAUCAUAUCACACCUCAUCUUUGGAAUCCUCGCCCCGCCACCAGGCUCUCCAAACAAGACCCUUGCCCCUCCUUCACCUUAUGCACGGCGUGUUCCUUUGUAUCGACAUCCAUCUACUGCCCCAUUAGAACUGGAGAAGAUUCGAGAUGUAUACAAAUUUAGACAAUACUUUCAAUGUACACAGGAGCCUGAGAUCCGAGCCAAGGUUGCCUUGGAUAGCCCUACGCGUACCAAUGGGACAACCAUCGGUGGUGGUGGCAUGGAGGGUGGAACAUGGUUCGGCCUGACGGACAGGAAUGAGCGGAUAACGACACCUUCGCUUGCUCUAUUCGCCGAUGCGUUCUUGAAUAUUCCCGUGUUAAUACCGAAGAGUGAACCACAAGCGCUCAGAUGGGGGGAUUUUACAUAUGACACUUGUAGCUGGUUCCCUACAAUGGUCAUAACGCUCGAGUUCAAGUUUCCGAUCCCCCCUCCAUCCAAAGAUCACGCUUCUCGGACGGUUGGGAUGUUUUGGCGCGGAAAUUUUGUGAAUGACCCUCAAGGGAGACAUGAAACGUACGUGGAGUUGUGGAGUGCACCGUCGGACGUCGGGGAAGGUUUCGAGGUUGACGGUUGGCGGGACAAUCAAGUUUGCUUGGCUGUCGCUAAUCAAAUGUCGUUGAGCCUCCCCAUGGAGGUCAACCUCAAGCAAGGGAAUAAUGAUUCUGCAAAACUGUGA
This is a messenger RNA of Guyanagaster necrorhizus, 1170 nucleotides long. RefSeq lists its product as uncharacterized. The transcript is spliced from 5 exons. The record is from RefSeq and is a predicted model, not a curated record. Bases 136 to 1170 code for a protein of 344 amino acids. Lineage: Eukaryota; Fungi; Basidiomycota; Agaricomycetes; Agaricales; Physalacriaceae.